GACCUUACCAGGACGAGAGUUGACAAAGUGAACGCCGAGUUAGUAACAUUAACGUACGGUACAAUUGUCGCGCAACUUUGCCAGGACUACGAUGGAAACUACCAAGAAGUGAACAAGCAACUGGAGAAGAUGGGCUACAAUAUUGGAAUGCGACUUAUCGAGGACUUUCUGGCCAAGUCGGGCGUGGGCCGUUGUGCUAAUUUCCGGGAAACAGCGGAUAUGAUUGCAAAGGUUGGGUUCAGGAUCUUCCUCAACAUCGCGCCCACGGUCACCAACUGGACAAGUGACAACAACCAAUUCUCUCUCAUAUUUGAAGAGAACCCGUUGGCGGAUUUCGUUGAGCUGCCUGAUGACGGACGGGCUCAAGAUGAGCUGUGGUUUUCUAAUAUUCUUUGUGGAGUCCUGCGGGGUGCAUUGGAGAUGGUGCAAAUGCAGAUCGAGGCGCAUUUUGUGAGCGAUGUUUUGCGGGGCGAUGACACUACGGAGAUGCGGGUAUCACUUGUAAGGUACAUUGAGGACGAGAUGCCACCCGAUGAGGAGUGA
This is a messenger RNA of Aspergillus eucalypticola CBS 122712, 543 nucleotides long. Its product is annotated as TRAPP complex core subunit BET3. The transcript is spliced from 3 exons. Lineage: Eukaryota; Fungi; Ascomycota; Eurotiomycetes; Eurotiales; Aspergillaceae. Gene Ontology annotation, cellular component: TRAPP complex; cytosol; cis-Golgi network membrane. Gene Ontology annotation, biological process: endoplasmic reticulum to Golgi vesicle-mediated transport; intra-Golgi vesicle-mediated transport. The record is from RefSeq and is a predicted model, not a curated record. The annotation marks the transcript as partial.